UGCGCGUGGAGGAGGCAGCGCGAGGCGUAUUUGAAGUGCCUGGGAAAAGUGAGCGCAAUGUGGCGAGUCUGGGGCCUUGCCAUUCAGGGCCUGCAUAAUCGGAUAAAGCCCAAAAGCGCCCAAGAAACGAGGGGAGCUGACAACCGGGCUAUCUCCAUCGUCGCCUGCCCGCCAUCAGGUCAACCUUCCAAUUAGCAAAUGUCAGAAGGACCCGGCAGCCCAGGCUCUGGAGCACAGUCGAACCGGGCCGGGCUUUUUCGCAAGAUUUGGCCCGUCGCAACCAACGACAGCAACCUAACGCUGCACGGCUUCCGGCGGUUCAAGACCUCUCACCUUUUGAACCUGCGCUUCCUAGAGGAGGAAAUUGCCGAGCUAGAUCAUCGCCUCUACCAGGCAGGCCUUUCCCUGCAGAUCGAGCCUUCAGUCACGGAUAGGCUGGGACUCAAGCACUGCAAGCGAGACGCCCAAGUGCCAGAUCCCGCCGAGGUGAUCAGCCAAGAGACGGUGGAGGCUCUGCGGAAUCUUUUGAAGCAAUAUGACGAUGCGCUCAUUGCGUUCAACCAGAUCAUGUCCAUGGAAACCUUUUCGCUCAUCGACGACGAAAAGCAGGCCAGCCUCAGGACGGAUCUGACGCUGAAGGAGGUCUACAAAACCAGGCUUCUCAGGGCAGAUCUCCCGCCACGGUCCCGUACGGACCCGUUCCAGAGGCAGUUCCACAAGAUCCUUCGGGCGUUCCGCUACCGACAGAUAUCCGGGCGCGCUGAGCGAAACCCGGAGGGUCGAGAGCCGCUCGGCCACCCAGGCGGCACCUGGGGCCAGCAGAACACGGCUCUCAUCGCUGGUGUUCUGGGACGCGUGGCAACGACCGUGGUCGUGGCCGUCUUUCUCGUGGCUCCAAUGGUCGCGUUGGUGUUGGUGGAGGAUCGGGUGAGGCAACUGGUCAUAAGCUGCGUCUUUAUCCUGGCCUUUUCCUUUUUGGUGGCCCUGACGCUGCAGAUCUCCAACUUUGAGAUGAUGGCGAUAUCUGCGGCCUACGCGGCCGUGCUCUCCACAUUCAUGUCUUGAACCUGUUGUAUUCAGCCAGCAGCAGCGCUCUCACAUGGAGUGGCCUCGCUGGCGCUUGGGCAUGAACCCUGAGUGGCAGGGCGGCACAGCGGCCAGGCUUGACCUGCGCUGUGGGCGGGGGAUAUGUGGCUGCAUGCGAUGGGACACUCGUGCAGCACACUGUAGCCGGGCAAAUGUGGCGACGGCCAAUGUUUGAUGUCACGCAGUCGAACCAAUCCAGUGCGCUGCCAAAAGUAAAUCCACUGUGCUUUACUCUGUACCAACACUGUUCUUUAUGCUGUGUAACAUCUGAUUGGGCACAGCUCGAGGUUGCCUUGUGUCGGGCGCGGAACGGAAGAAGAAAAAGGAAGAAAAAGAAGGAGUAGUAGAAAAUGGAGCCAUACCCCGGCCAAUGCUUUUACACAAACGGGCAAGGGCUUGGGGGGUUAAGCCGGGCGUAUCUCUCGCAUCUGUCCAAAUAUAACAUCAAAACGGCGGGUUGCCUUUGCUCAAGCAGUCGAAAUGAAUCAUUGUAG
Gaeumannomyces tritici R3-111a-1 is the source of this 1580-nucleotide messenger RNA. RefSeq lists its product as hypothetical. The record is from RefSeq and is a predicted model, not a curated record. Lineage: Eukaryota; Fungi; Ascomycota; Sordariomycetes; Magnaporthales; Magnaporthaceae. The coding region runs from base 199 to 1065 and encodes 288 amino acids. The transcript is spliced from 2 exons.